Heterobasidion irregulare TC 32-1 is the source of this 1702-nucleotide messenger RNA. RefSeq lists its product as uncharacterized. Gene Ontology annotation, cellular component: membrane; mitochondrion. The record is from RefSeq and is a predicted model, not a curated record. Gene Ontology annotation, molecular function: D-arabinono-1,4-lactone oxidase activity; FAD binding. The transcript is spliced from 5 exons. The coding region runs from base 1 to 1452 and encodes 483 amino acids. NCBI's taxonomy places the organism in Eukaryota, Fungi, Basidiomycota, Agaricomycetes, Russulales, Bondarzewiaceae.
AUGGAUCCCACUCUAAGCUCAUUGUCUCACAUCCCCCUCGAGGACAUCUAUACCCUCCUUCGGCCUAUCACCGUCACGCCGUCUUCGUCCGAAGCAGUCUUCCAAAACUGGGGUCGAACCUUUCGAUGCACACCACUUGCUGUAUUCGAACCGGAGACUGAGUAUCAAUGCGAGCUCAUACUCGAGCUAGCACGCAGGGAAGGUCAGACAGUGCGAGCGGUGGGUGUUGGACACUCGCCAAGCGAUCUCGCAUGCACGAGUGGUUACAUGGUACGGAUGGGCAAGCUGAAUAACAUCAUCGAGGUCAAUGCCGAGAAGCGUUCUGUUCGCGCCCAGGGUGGAAUCACUCUCCAACGCCUCCACGCGGGGCUCGAAGCCCAUGGGCUCGCCAUGAUCAAUCUCGGCUCCAUCUCUGAGCAAACUCUUGCCGGAAUGGUCACCACGGCCACCCACGGCACGGGCAUUACCCACCAAAUACUUUCAACCCAUGUACAACAACUGACCCUUCUGCUCGCUAACGGUUCCAGAGUGCGAUGCUCCCGUUCCGACCGGCCGGAUCUUUUUCUUGCUUCCCUAUGCGGUCUUGGAAGCACGGGCCUCAUCCUCGAUGUACAACUUCUAGUAACUCCAGCAUUUCGUUUGCGCGAGGUUCAGGAAACUUUCAAAUUCGACUCGAUCGUGGACAACCUUGACGAGAUGGUUAAUAGUGCUGAAUACGUUCGCCUCUGGUGGUGGCCACAGGCUGGAGAUGUGCGAUUGAGCACCAUGGACAAAACGCUCGAACCAAAACGGCCUGUGGGAAGCUGGCUUUGGCAUUCAUUGAUUGGCUACCAUGUCGUUCAAUUCCUUCUUCUCCUCGGUCGCUUCAUUCCUCCUCUCAAUAUCUGGAUCGGGAGAUUCACUUCCUGGCUUGUCAACAACCGCACCGUCUCCGUCGACAAUAGUCUCAACAUAUUUAAUCUAGACUGCAAGUAUCGACAGCAUACGACAGAGUGGGCGUUCCCUUACGAAAAUACGCAGGCCUGUUUGCGCGAACUGCGCGGCUGGUUUGAGGACGAGUUUGCAGACCCCAAUGGUUUGCGUCCACAUUGCCCCUUGGAAGUGCGCUUCUCAGAAGCAGAUGAUGUUUGGUUGAGCCCAAGCUACGGUCAGCGCAUGUGCUGGAUUGGGAUCAUACAAUAUAAGCCUUACGGGUUCAACGUUCCUUACCGUCAACUAUUCCGCCGAUUUGAGGCGAUCGUGAUACGGCAUGGUGGGCGACCUCACUGGGCCAAGGCUCACCAUUUGCGGCCCGACAGGCUACGCGCACUUUAUCCACGCUUUGACGACUUCCGUCAUCUACUUGAGGAUGUGGACCCAGAGGGCCUAUUCCGGAACGAGUACGUUUCACGCCACAUAUUCGGGCAAAAGGGCGCAGGAUUCGACGAGCGUGUCUUCAAAGAACGCCCUUGAAACCACCUCUAUCUUCAAACGCGGCAUCCACUGUUGCCUAAGUACGAUAUGAGAUGAAAGACAUGGGGCCGCCUCGAGGAUGUGUAGGUGGUUGGGCAGUUUAAUUUAUUUAAUCACUUCCCAGGAGCAUACACUUGAGAUUGGUUAGUGUUUUGUAUAGCUGUGUUCUUCUAAUGACGCUCCAUACCUAAUUUGGGAUAAUGAACGAUUGAUUAGCCAGUAAUGAGAAUCUCUUCAGGAUGGCUAUACC